AUGGCGCCCCGGAUCCAAACCCGCGUGUCCAACGCACUUCUCCCCUAUCUCACUUCCUCAUCCCAACCAUCCUCUAUUCCAUCACUAUGCUCUUCAUCACAAUCCCUCUCCCGCCAAUUCUCGGCCACGGCCGCUCCCCAGACCAAGCUCCGUCGGCAAAUGUUCGAGUGGCUUAACACCCAAGGAGCUGCCUUGAAGCAUCAUAUUCCUGGCGAGACCAAUUACUUGAAAGAUGCACGAGACUCAGAUCUCACUGAUACCACACGUCCGUUCCCCAACAACCGGAAUUUCGUUAGUGAAAGUGUCCUCAGUGAAGACCUGCGGAACGAAGUUUACGUUCGCGUUGUGGAGAAGAAGAAGAGUCUGCGUGCCGUCAGUGUCGAGCUUGGUAUCGAUAUGAAGCGUAUCGCAGCAGUCGUACGCUUGGUAGAGCUGGAGCGAAGACAAAAAUCACAGGGUAAACCCAUGGCCUUGCCAUAUGCUCGGGCAGUGCACGAAAUGAUUCCGAUCACUCCCCUUGCCGAUAGGGGCGAACGUCCAAAUUUCCACGAGCCCAUUAACGACCUUCCUGUCCAUCCUUCCACUGGCUCCCAAAUUUUCUACCCCGUUCCUGAAUCCCGCGCGUUCACUCGAGUUGAUGCUGGUCGAGUAUUUUCUGGAGCCCCCGCAAUGGAGAAUGAUCGCAAGGCACAGAUCUCUCAUCCCUCCGAUCUUGUCGAAGAGAUCGUGCAAAACCCUCACUCGAUUGAGUGGGUCGGCAAGGGUGCCAAUGCCCGCCAGGUCCUCCAGCCUGCGGAUCUGCGCAUCCCUCACCCGCAACUGGUUCAGCUGGAGCGUGACCGUAUGUCUAAUCCUAAUGAGCGCCGCGCGGUCGGUGAGCGUCACACACAGCGCCUUCAACGCCAGGAGGAGGCCGAGAAGAAGCGUCGGGAUCGUGCUCAGGAACGCCGCGAGAAGAGCGUGAACACCAUCGAGCCUGCCGGCGGACGCUUUGACUACCGUGUCAAGGAUGCGGUCUUCACCAAGGAGACCGUCGGUGUCGAUGGCCGUGCUCACUGGGCACCUGGCCGUCGCUACGGUGUUCCUACCAACGACCGCACUCGUGGCACGGUCAAGAUCCCUACUCGCGUGGAGGCCUAA
This is a messenger RNA of Penicillium verhagenii, 1140 nucleotides long. Its product is annotated as mitochondrial 37S ribosomal protein mS45. Lineage: Eukaryota; Fungi; Ascomycota; Eurotiomycetes; Eurotiales; Aspergillaceae. The coding region runs from base 1 to 1140 and encodes 379 amino acids. Gene Ontology annotation, cellular component: mitochondrial small ribosomal subunit. Gene Ontology annotation, biological process: mitochondrial translation. Gene Ontology annotation, molecular function: structural constituent of ribosome. The transcript is spliced from 2 exons. The record is from RefSeq and is a predicted model, not a curated record.